Molecule: messenger RNA, 1884 nt
Organism: Carica papaya (papaya)
Lineage: Eukaryota; Viridiplantae; Streptophyta; Magnoliopsida; Brassicales; Caricaceae
Source: RefSeq, a predicted model, not a curated record
UUUUUGCACAAAUAAAAAUUGAUAGAGAAGCGCAAAUAGGGGGAAUCGGCUAGGGUUUUCUGGCAUCCUGCUAGAAAUCGAACCCUUUGACGGGAAAAGGAAAAUACUUGUUCAGAAAUGAGAUAAGUACUCCACCUGGGAUUUUAAAAGAGAACAGCUAGCGGGGAAAAUUGUAAAUUGGUAGUUGAUAAAUUAACGACUGCAGGAGUUAAGGGCAAGGGCGAGAGGAAAAAGGACGAUAUACAGUGGAAAAGUGAGGAUUGUAGAAUGGGGAAAGACGAAGAGGAGAUGAGGGGAGAGAUAGAGGAGAGGCUGAUCAACGAAGAGUACAAGAUUUGGAAGAAGAAUACUCCUUUCCUUUAUGAUCUGGUUAUCACUCAUGCCCUCGAGUGGCCUUCACUUACCGUCGAGUGGUUACCAGACAGAGAGGAGCCUCCCGGAAAGGAUUACUCUGUCCAGAAGAUGAUACUGGGAACUCACACCUCAGAGAACGAGCCCAAUUACCUCAUGCUCGCCCAGGUCCAGCUUCCACUCGAGGAUUCUGAGAAUGAUGCUCGCCAUUAUGACGACGAUCGCUCCGACGUCGGCGGCUUUGGCUGCGCAAACGGCAAGGUACAAAUUAUUCAGCAGAUAAAUCAUGAUGGUGAGGUCAACAGGGCUCGUUACAUGCCGCAAAACCCAUUUAUUAUUGCCACCAAGACUGUCAGUGCAGAAGUCUAUGUUUUCGAUUAUAGCAAGCACCCAUCUAAGCCUCCUCUAGAUGGUGCAUGCACUCCUGACUUGAGGUUGAGGGGCCACAGCACUGAAGGAUAUGGUUUAUCUUGGAGUAAGUUCAAGCAGGGUCAUUUGCUUAGUGGAUCUGAUGAUGCUCAGAUUUGCUUGUGGGACAUCAAUGCAACUCCCAAAAAUAAGGCUCUUGAUGCUAUGCAAAUUUUUAAGGUUCAUGAAGGUGUUGUGGAAGAUGUAGCAUGGCAUCUGAGGCAUGAAUAUUUAUUUGGUUCUGUUGGAGAUGAUCAGUACCUACUUAUAUGGGAUAUGCGCACCCCAUCAGUCAGUAAACCUGUGCAAUCUGUGGUUGCGCACCAGAGCGAGGUCAACUGCUUAGCUUUCAAUCCAUUUAAUGAAUGGGUUCUUGCAACGGGUUCUACUGAUAAGACUGUUAAAUUAUUUGAUCUACGAAAGAUCAAUGCUGCACUCCACACCUUUGAUAGUCACAAGGAGGAGGUUUUUCAGGUUGGGUGGAAUCCAAAGAAUGAGACCAUUUUAGCUUCUUGUUGUCUUGGUAGAAGACUCAUGGUGUGGAUCUUAGCAGACUUUAACUACAGGAUUGAUGAAGAACAGACACCCGAAGAUGCUGAAGAUGGGCCUCCAGAAUUGCUUUUUAUCCAUGGUGGUCACACAAGUAAAAUCUCAGAUUUUUCGUGGAACCCAUGUGAAGAUUGGGUAAUUGCCAGUGUUGCUGAAGAUAACAUUCUCCAAAUAUGGCAGAUGGCUGAGAACAUUUACCAUGAUGAAGAUGAUAUACCUGGAGAUGAAUCAACAAAAGGUCCACAGUAACAUUUUGUCCAUAUAGAAGCCUAUCAGGGGGCCCGAAGCCUGUAAUAUCUAGGAGGGCGGCUAGGAGUUACUUUCGUUUUUAUAUAAAAAAAGAAACCAUUUUGCUAUAUCCAAAUUUUCUUUAGAAGUGUUUGAGCCAGUUCUCAUUUCUCAUCUACUUUUACUAUUUAGGUUGGCCCUUUUGAUAUGGUAUUUGGAGCUGUUUGUUUCAUGACAGAUGAGAAUUAGUUCUGAUCAGCAGAAUAAUUCUCCCACAUACUAAGAUUGUAAAUUCAAUCCAGUUAUCUUCUCCAUCAAGUUAGUGAGAUCAGCAGAAUAAUUCCGCCA